GUGUAGAGUGCAGUGGAAUCUUACGAUUUCGUUAUUUAAUAAUUGUGAAAUGUGCAUUUCAAUCAAUUAAAACUGGGAAAAUGCAAGCCCUGAGAACCAGUCGCCCUUGGAGAGGGGCGUAUUGGAGUAGUUGGAGGCGACUGCUAACACAAAGCUGCACGGGAAAUGAGAUUCCAGAGUUAACUAAUGAUGUCAAGCACCGGAUUGAGGCUCAUUGGCGGGACCAACUCAGUGGAGGGCAGUUCAACCCCAAGGAAUCGCAAGACAAGUAUUACGUUCUCUCGAUGUUUCCCUAUCCCUCUGGCAAUCUUCACAUGGGCCAUGUGCGCGUCUACACUAUCGCCGAUUCAGUGGCUCGUUUCCAGCGGAUGUGCGGCAAGAAUGUGUUUCAGCCAAUGGGCUGGGAUUCCUUCGGGCUGCCCGCCGAAAAUGCGGCCAAUCAGCGAGGAGUGGAGCCGGCAUCCUGGACAGAACAGAAUAUUGACCAGAUGAAGGAACAACUUAAACGACUGGGCUGUUCCUUUGACUGGGACCACGAGUUAUCUACCUGCAGUCCGCAGUACUACAAGUGGACCCAGCACUUGUUCCUUAUGCUACACCGUCAUGGAUUGGCUUAUCAGAACGAGGCCCUCGUUAACUGGGAUCCCGUGGACCAGACAGUUCUUGCUGAUGAGCAGGUGGACGCCAAUGGAUGCUCUUGGCGCUCGGGCGCAAAGGUGGAGAAGAAGCUCCUCAGACAGUGGUUCAUUCGGACGAGUGCUUAUGCCAAACAGUUGUUAGAUGGCCUGGAGGAUCCCACCCUGCGUGACUGGAGGGAUAUUAUUAACCUGCAGCGACACUGGAUCGGAGAAUGUGAUGGAUACGCCUUUAACCUGCUCACCUCUGCCUCCGGCUUGCUAAGGGUGUGGACUGCCCACCCGGAGCACUUAAAAGAUCCCCAUGCCUUUCUCGUUAUUCGCAGCAGUCAUCACCUAUCGAAGUUAGAGGAUGCAGGCAGCCUCAGCGCAGAAAAUCCAUUUUCGGGCACCACAAUGCCUGUGGUUUUUGGCGACGAUGUGACCUUCCCACCAAAAUGCGAUGUUUACCUGGCAGCGCCCAGUUUCCGCGGUGAGGACAAAGAAUUGUGGGAGUCAUAUGGACUGGCAUUCACCUUAUCCGGCAAGGAAGAAGACAGUUUAAGUCCAGCUAACUGGGAGCUGCUGAGGAAGGAGGUGCUUCAAGCCGCCACACGCCUUAAUGUGGGUGGCUAUCGGGUAUCCUCCAAGCUGCAAGAUUGGUUGAUCUCACGACAACGCUACUGGGGCACUCCGAUUCCUAUUGUACACUGUCAAAAGUGCGGAGCAGUGCCGGUGCCUGAAGAGCAACUACCAGUGUCUCUGCCUCCUAAGGAUACUCCGAAGGAAGCCUUCCUCUGCGAAUGUCCCAAAUGCGGGGAAAAUGAUGCUCGAAGGGAGACGGAUACAAUGGAUACAUUUGUGGACAGCUCCUGGUACUACUUGCGUUACUUGGAUGCCCAAAACUCGCAGAAGAUUUUCGAUCCCGCUUUGACCAAAAAAUUUAUGCCCGUCGAUCUGUACAUUGGAGGAAAGGAGCACGCCGUGCUGCAUCUUUACUACGCCCGCUUCAUGAAUCAUUUUCUGCACAGCUGCGGGCUCUCGCCCACCAGCGAACCCUUCUCCCGUCUGCUAGUUCAGGGUAUGGUGAUGGGUCGCUCCUUUCGAGUAAAGGGCAGCGGUCGGUAUGUACCCGAAUCCGAAGUGGAGAUUGUGAAUGCCAAGAAGAACCAGGCUGUGCUUAAGGAAACCAAAGAGCCCGUGGUCAUGACAUGGGAGAAGAUGUCCAAGUCGAAACUGAAUGGCGUGGAGCCCAGUGAUAUGUUCAAUGAAUACGGUACGGACACAACGAGACUGAUCAUUCUGGCCGAUGUGGCGCCCACCUCGCAUAGGAACUGGUCCAGCGCAACGUUUCCUGGCAUCCUAAACUGGCAAAAGAGACUUUGGCUGACCCUCCAAGAUUUCCAAGAGGCUCGCGAGGAUAAAACGCCCUCGGAUGUGGUGGCUACUAGCGAGGAGUUUCUGGCUGAAGAUGCCAAGCUAUUCGAUGCCCGAAACUUUUAUGUGAAAGGAGCCACCUUUAACUACCGCCAUGCACAUCAACUCAGUGUGGCUAUCUCUAAGAUGCAGGGUCUGACCAAUUCCUUGAGACGUACGCCUAAACAUGUCCUACGGCAUGGAAAGCAAUUUGAAAGGGCUCUGGCCGCUCAGAUCAUCAUGCUAGCACCCAUGGCUCCGCACUUCGCUUCCGAACUGUGGUCAAAGUUUGUGGCAAUUCCCGGCAGACUGAAUCCUGCAAGUCAAGAGCUGCAGUGGAGCGAGGAUGUGCUAGCCCAACGCUGGCCGGACAUCGACGCCGCCUACAAUCUGGAUCUAAGCAUCAAAGUAAAUGGAUUCGAGAACUGUGUAAUCAAAGUACAGCGCACACACCUUGAUAAGGUGACGCAUAGCGAUGCACUGGACAUUGCCUUCAACACAGAAUCGGUGACGUCGUACUUGAUCGACAAGAAAAUCCGCACCACCAACUUUGUGCUAUAUCCGGGCAUCGAGGCUAUCCUAAAUAUCUAUGUGGAUAAGGCGCAGAAGACUCAAAAGCCGGCAACCAGCGAUGAUGCUGAGGCUCAGCCGCGGGCGUAGGAUAUCUAGUUCAAAAUAGGACUAUUUUUAAAUUUCUACUUUGGUAUCUUAUUUCCUGACUCACUCUGUCUAUAGUGCUUAAGCCGAUUACGGAUUACGGUAGAGAGAGCGGGUCUAACCCGCCCAAAUGCAUUUCCGGUGUUGGCCACAAAGACGCCAUCCUAGAUUGGUACUUUUUAAUCAUGUUUAAUGUUAAAUAUUUAUAAAAAUUGGACUAGUUGUAAGCAGCUGCUUUACAGGAUUGGUAAAUGCCUAGAAUCAUAGGAAUAUAAUGGUUGCUCUAUCUGUGCGCCUCUAUCUAAAAGCCA
Messenger RNA from Drosophila eugracilis, 2998 nucleotides. RefSeq names its product probable leucine--tRNA ligase, mitochondrial (gene LeuRS-m). Gene Ontology annotation, biological process: leucyl-tRNA aminoacylation; mitochondrial translation. The transcript is spliced from 4 exons. Gene Ontology annotation, molecular function: ATP binding; leucine-tRNA ligase activity. The record is from RefSeq and is a predicted model, not a curated record. Gene Ontology annotation, cellular component: mitochondrion. NCBI's taxonomy places the organism in Eukaryota, Metazoa, Arthropoda, Insecta, Diptera, Drosophilidae. The coding region runs from base 81 to 2690 and encodes 869 amino acids.